GUUGCUUCCCACGGUUCACCUCUGAUGGGCGGGCCGGCGGGCGCUUCCAGCAGCUUCUCAGGCCUGCGCUGCAGAAAUGCGAACGAGGACUGGAUGUCGGAGCUGUGUCCCCGGCUGUGGGAUGUGCCCCUCCACCACCUCUCCAUCCCAGGGAGCCACGACACCAUGACCUACUGCCUCAACAAGAAGUCACCCAUUUCCCAGGAGGAGUCCCGGGUGCUGCGGCUGCUCAACAAGGCAUUCCCCUGCAUCACGCGCCCCGUGGUGCUGAAAUGGUCCGUCACACAGGUGCUGGACGUCACGGAGCAGCUGGACACCGGCGUGCGUUACUUAGACCUGCGGAUCGCGCACAUGCUGGACGGCUCUGAGAAGAACCUGCACUUCGUUCACAUGGUCUACACCACGGCGCUGGUGGAGGACACGCUCACGGAGAUCUCAGAGUGGCUGGAGCAGCACCCUCAUGAGGUCGUCAUCCUGGCCUGCAGGAACUUCGAGGGGCUGACCGAGGACCUGCACGAGUACCUGAUCUCCUGCAUCAAGACCAUCUUUGGGGACAUGCUGUGUCCCCGCGGGGUGAGUGACGAGGGAGGUGGACGGCCACAGGUGUCGCCCAGGGCCCGGAGAUCCUCACCCUCCCCCUGCAUUUGCUUACGUGGUACCCUGGGUGUGGCUGCUGCCGUGACCCCGGCAGCAGGUGGAGUUUUGAACAACAGCAGAUCCCAGCCCUCCUGCAGGCCGACCUGGAGCUGGGGGUGGCUCUUGGUGAGAAUGGCUGCCCGUGAUGGCUUUAGAGAGCUGCAUACCAGAGCCGGGCGCGGCGGCUCAUGCCUACGUCUCCACCUCCUCACUGUUCCAGGAGGGCUGUUUGUGGCCGGCAUCAACCUCACUGAGAACCUGCAGUACAUCCUGGCGCACCCGUCGGAGUCCCUGGAGAAGAUGACGCUGCCCAACCUACCCCGCCUGCGGGCGUGGGUCCGGGAGCAGUGCCCGGGGCCGGGGUCCCGCUGUACCAACGUCAUCGCGGGCGACUUCGUCGGCGAGGACAGCUUCGUCAGCGACGUGAUCGCUCUCAACCAGAAGCUGCUGUGGUGCUGACGGGGACCCUUCUGAAGUCUGGGACACGGCGGCUGCAGGUUCACCCCCGACGUCCCAAGUAUAGUGCCUUACGUGUGGGUCAGCUAUUGGUGAUCGGGGGACCGGUCCUAUGCCUUCUUUUUCUUUUUGUUAAGAAAUAGAGAUGGGAUCUUGCUGUGCUGGCCAGGCUGGUCUCGAUGGUGUCUUGCUGUGCUGGCCAGGCUGGUCUCCAUGGGGUCUUGACCUCCCAGCCUCAAGUAAUCCUCCCUGCUCAGCCUCCCGAAGCGAUGGGAGGACUUAUUUCUGCAUUCUUCCUGCUGUGGUGUCCGCUGCCCUCACAGACCCCGGGAGAGACGGCCCUCCCACAAGUCACUAAUUGGUAAACACAGUAACAAGCCCCUUGGGCGCUCCCCCGUGCAAGCCAGCACCCCCCUCGGCCAGCCCCCACACACCAAGCCGGUAUUUCCUUGUGUGAGACAGACUUUUGCUCCGUCACCCAGGCUGGAGUGCGGUGAUGCAGUCAUAGCUCACUCGGCCUCAACCUCCCGGGAUCCAGUGAUCCUCUCCCGUCAGCCUCCCGCGUAGCUGGGACUACAGGUGCACACCCCCACACCCAGCAGAUGUUUGUAAUUUUGGUAGAGAUGGGGUUUCACCAUGUUGCAGAGUCUGGUUUCCAACUGCUGGGCUCCGGGGGUCCUGCUGUGUUACCUUCCAGAGUAGCUAGGACCACAGGUGUGCACCACCACGCCCAUUUGUUUUCUGUAGAGACAUGGUGUCCAGGCUGGUCUCUAACUCCUGGGCUCAGGUAAUCCUCCCAACUCAGCCUCCCAUGUAACUGCGACCUGAGGUGUCAGCCGCCACGCCCAGCUAAUUAUUUUUUUUUGUAGAGAUGGGGUCUGGCUCUGUUGCUCAGGCAGUGACAGAGUCACAGAUCUGUGUAACAUUCAACCCCUGGGCUCAAGCAAUCCCCCUGCCUCAGUUUCCCAAGUAGCUGGGACCGUAGGUGUAAACCACCAUGCCCACGUAAUUAUGAUGAUGAUUAUGUUUGA
Molecule: messenger RNA, 2123 nt
Organism: Cebus imitator (Panamanian white-faced capuchin)
Lineage: Eukaryota; Metazoa; Chordata; Mammalia; Primates; Cebidae
Gene: PLCXD1
Product: phosphatidylinositol specific phospholipase C X domain containing 1
Exons: 5
Coding region: 25-1095 (356 amino acids)
Biological process (GO): lipid metabolic process
Molecular function (GO): phosphoric diester hydrolase activity
Source: RefSeq, a predicted model, not a curated record